CAGUUCGCUCCACUCUAAUAGGAACCGGUGCUAGUGUUUGGCAACAAAAGAAUUGGCGAUUGUUGCAAUUCCAUCGGCAAUCAAGACCUUCGCGCUCUCUACUAUCUUUAGAUUUGUUGUUCUCCCGCGCUUUUUUCCUCCUUCGCAUUACAAUGAUUUGGUUGGCCGCUUGUUAUGUAUGUGCUGCUGUGAGAAAUCACAACGUUAUGUGAAAAAUACAAUAAAUAAACGUUCAAAGAGAAUGUUCGAAGGACUGGUUCAUCGGGUGCUGGUAGGUUAUCUUGGUCGUUAUGUGAAAAAUAUUCAGAAAGACCAACUCAAGCUCAGCCUUUGGAACGAAGAAGUGCUGCUGGAAAAUGUAGAACUCAUUCCUGAAGCCUUUGAUUAUCUGCAAUUGCCAUUUGCUAUAAAGCAGGGUAGGGUUGGAAGGCUAAGCAUCAAAAUUUCGUGGAAAAAGCUUGGUUGGGACCACCCUAUCAUUAUUGUUUUAGAGGAUGUAUUCAUUUGUGCAUCUCAGCGGAAUGACCAUGAGUGGAGUAUGGAGGCAGUUGAAUCGAGAGAAUAUGCUGGUAAACAAGCUCAGCUUGCUGCUGCAGAGCUUGCAAAACUAUCAAGACGUGUGUGUGAUAAUCAAGCAGGGAAAUCAUUUAUUUCGUAUAUUACUGCAAAGGUUCUUGACA
Ricinus communis (castor bean) is the source of this 680-nucleotide messenger RNA. RefSeq names its product vacuolar protein sorting-associated protein 13-like. The annotation marks the transcript as partial. Gene Ontology annotation, biological process: protein targeting to vacuole; protein retention in Golgi apparatus. Gene Ontology annotation, cellular component: extrinsic component of membrane. NCBI's taxonomy places the organism in Eukaryota, Viridiplantae, Streptophyta, Magnoliopsida, Malpighiales, Euphorbiaceae. The transcript is spliced from 7 exons. The record is from RefSeq and is a predicted model, not a curated record.